GGGGCGGUGCUCGCGGGCCCCCCUCACUCCCCUCCACCCCGCCGGGCCGAAGUUCCCCACUUCCCACGCCACCCCCGCGGGGUGCGCGUGCGCGCGAGGCCGGAGCCGCAACCCGCCCGCGGGCGGCUGCGCGGAGGGAGGUUGGGGCGUUGGGAGGCGGCGGCGCCCCCGAGCGGCGGAGGCGGUGGCGGUUGCCAGCACUGAGCCAUCUUUCUUUGUGAAAGUGGAGCAACAAUGUAUUGCUCUUUGCAUCUCUACUGCCUAAUGUUUUUAUACAUAGUAGAAGCCCAUUGGAUGUGAAUUUAAUGAAUUAAUAUAAAAAAUAUAUAUGAGCAGGUGACCUAAAUUAUUUUUCAUCUUUACUUCCUUUUGAAGAGUUAAACUUCCAUUCUUUGUGAUAAAAUGGAUUCGUUGUGGUUCAGGCAAUUUGUAGUCCUCAUCUGGAAAAAUCUUCUUUUAAAGAGGCGGAAUACAGCGGGUUUACUUGUGGAUAUUGGCCUGGUAUUUGUAGUUUCGGCAUUGCUUUUGAUAGGACGUAGAGUAAUUAAAAAGGAAUUUCGUCAUGCUUCCACUUUUGAUCCUCUUCCUUUGACACUACCUGCUUUCCUCAUUAAUACGUCAGUUGUAUAUGAGUUGGUUUAUGUGCCUUCUGAAAGUGAUGUGGCAAAAAAUAUUACUGAGAUGGUAAAAAGGGAUUUAAAUGCCAAUUUUAAAGUUCGAGGCUUUUCAUCAGAAGAAGCUUUUGAGAAGUACAUUAAGUACAAAUAUAAGAAUGUUCAUGUGCUGGCUGCUAUUGUUUUUGAUCAUAACUUCAAAAACAGCAAUGAUAGAUUGCCGCUGAAGGUAAAAUAUCGCCUGCGUUUUAGUAAUUUUAGUGAUCCCUCUAAUCAUCCAUAUAAAUUAUUCCAAAGAAAGACAGAGUGGCAUACAUCUAUUCUCUUUCCAAGAGUACCUACUCUAGGACCCAGAAACCCAGAUGAAGCAGAUGGGGGACAUCCUGGUUACAUCAAAGAAGGGUUCCUGGUUAUACAGCAUUCCUUAGAUAAGGCCAUCAUGAUAUAUCACAAUGGCAGAGAUGCAGAAAGGAUGUUUAAUAAUGCCAGCAUUUUGGCUCAGAGAUUUCCAUACCCUGCUUAUUAUCAUGAUAAUCAUAUGUGGUUAAUUUUGAAUAUCCUAUCCAUGAUGGUUUUACUUGCAUUUUCUCAAAAUGAACUUACCCUCAUCAGGAUCAUCACAUUAGAAAAAGAAAGGGGAUUAAAGGAGUACCAACUUGUGGCAGGACUCAAGAAUUGGAUGCUCUGGGCUACAUAUUUUGUUACAGCCUUAUUACUGUGUAUAUGUAUCACCUCUGUACUGCACAUGGCUUUAUUUCUCAAGAUUGCACAGGAGAGAGUCAUCCAACACAGCGACCCAACAGUCACUGCCAUCUUUUUCCUGUGUUUUAUCAUCGCCUCAAUACUCUUCGCCUUUAUGAUUAGCACAUUCUUCAAUAGAGCUGCUUUUGCUGUUGCUUUUGGCGGUUUCCUCUAUUUUCUCAACUUGCCAUAUGUGAUCAUCAGUGGAGAAUACAUACAUGCGAUGAGCCUCAGGAAGAAGCUCUUUCCUUGUCUCUUUUUAAAUACUGCUUUACGUAUGGGGAUUGAUUUACUAAUCAAGAUGGAAAUGAAGGGGUAUGGUGUUCGGUGGAAUAAUCUCUUUUCACCAGUGAGCCCAGAUGAUAACUUAACUUUUGCCCAUAUUAUGGGAAUGUUUUUAAUUGAUGCUUUCUUGUAUGGCCUUGUCGCCUGGUAUGUAGAUUCUGUCUUUCCAGGAAAGUAUGGUGUACCCAAGCCAUGGUAUUUCUUCUUGCAGGUGAGUUCUAAUGCUUCCAUCAUUGGGGCAUACCCCAGCCCUUAUGUACUUAGUUUGUAGAAAAGAGAACACCCUUACCUUUAACACCUUCCCCAUGGUGCCUUACCAUUAUUGUACUAACACAGGUUUUGUUUUUUUUCCUUCUCAACUAAAGCCAUUAUGAGUUAACUUUGUAACACGUAUAAUAGAAUCAAAUGGUUUUCUGCAAAAGAAGUCCCAUUUGGAUGAAUAUGUGGUGGGGUCCUUAGAUCCUAGUGAGUAGAGAUAAAUUGUCCUGUAUCUGGCCUAAAACUAUCAGCUUUCUUUCCACAAUUAGUCUUGGUUGCUCAGAAUUAAAAUCAUAUCAAAGUGGGGAGUUGUCGGUAUCUUAGCCUCCAUUUUCAGUCCUCUUCCUUAGCAUUCUGUGGUUCAAAGCAGUGGCCCCCAAACUUUUUGGUCUUGGAACUCCUUUGUAGUCUUAUGAAUUAUUGAGCACCCAAAAGAGCCUUGGUUAAUGUAAAUUAUAUGU
Microcebus murinus (gray mouse lemur) is the source of this 2359-nucleotide messenger RNA. NCBI's taxonomy places the organism in Eukaryota, Metazoa, Chordata, Mammalia, Primates, Cheirogaleidae. The record is from RefSeq and is a predicted model, not a curated record.